This is a messenger RNA of Miscanthus lutarioriparius, 1344 nucleotides long. The record is from the annotation of a GenBank genome assembly. NCBI's taxonomy places the organism in Eukaryota, Viridiplantae, Streptophyta, Magnoliopsida, Poales, Poaceae.
AUGCACGACAUUGGCCUCUCCGCCCGCGCGGCCGGCGCGACGUCUUCCUCCUCCGCCUCCGCCGCCGCCGCCGCCGGCGGCGGGGACGGCGGCGACGAGUCCAAGACCCGUAAGGCGCACCCCGGCUUCGUCGUCGCCGCCGCCUACACCCGCCUGCACUCCUCCCAUCGCGCGGUCGUCUCCCUGCUGCUCCUUCUCACCGUCGCCGUCGCUGCCUUCCUUUGGGGCCGCGCCCGCCCCAGCGUCGACUGCGCGCCGCCGCACCUCGAUGCGCGCUUCCUCGCCCUCCCCGACGCCGCCGCCGCCGCCGCCGCCUCCGACUUUGGCUCCCUCGGCGUCCCCUGGUGCAGAUCAAAAACAGGGAAGACUGUGGAAUGGACGUCUAAAGACCUACUUAAUGGAUUAGAAGAAUUUGUACCAAUAUAUGAGACACGCCCCAUCAAGAAUAAUAUGUAUGGAAUGGGCUUUGACCACAGUUUUGGGCUUUGGUUUAUGGCUCGCUGGCUUAAACCGGAUCUGAUGAUUGAGAGUGGUGCUUUCAAGGGGCACUCUACUUGGGUUUUGCGAAAGGCCAUGCCAAAUACUAGGAUUAUAUCACUCUCUCCCAGGCACCCUGAGAAAUAUCUUAAGAAGGGACCUGCAUAUGUUGAUGGAAACUGCACUUACCUCGCUGGGAAGGAUUUUGUUGAUUUUGGAAGCGUUGAUUGGGGAAAACUAUUGAGAAAUCAUGGCAUUUCUGAUCCCGCUAAGGUGCUUGUUUUCUUUGAUGACCACCAAAGUGAGUUGAAAAGGUUAAAGCAAGCGCUAAAGGCUGGAUUCAGGCAUCUCAUAUUUGAGGACAACUAUGAUACUGGUACAGGUGACCAUUAUUCCUUGAGGCAGAUCUGUGAUCAAUCAUACAUCAGAGGUGGUGGACAUAGCUGCUUUUGGGAUAGUGAUGAGGCAAGAUUAAGAUUUAAAAGGAAGAAGUUCUGGGAGAAGGCUGUGGAGAUAGAUGAUCUAUGUGGAAAGGAUGAUGCAUGGUGGGGUGUUAAAGGUUACAUGCGAGACAAUUUCAACCAUAGUAAUAAGGCCAUCUCGCACAAAGAGCAUUUUCAGAACGGUAGGCUCGUGGAAUCUGUGAUGGAUUUGUAUUGGGAGCUUCCUCCUGUUGCUGGUCCAUCCUUAACACAUCAAACAAGGUACGACCCAGCACGUGCGGUUGACCCAAUCAUUGAAGAUGGUCGCUACGGUUUGUUUCGAAAAAUCAGUCUAGCAAGAUUGGAUGCCUCAGUGUUCAAUGGUUACACUCAGAUGGCAUAUGUGCAGAUAUCAGGUUCAAUGUUGAGCAUAGAUGAUGUUUAA